CAAAUGGCACGCAUCCCACACAUGGCAUCCUUCUUUCUCUUUCUGACUAAGCUCAGCAUUGGCCAGAGAGAAGUAACAGUUCAGAAAGGACCACUGUUUAGAGCUGAAGGUUACCCUGUCAGCAUUGGCUGUAAUGUAACUGGCCACCAGGGCCCUUCUGAGCAGCACUUCCAGUGGUCUAUUUACCUGCCGACAGCCCCAGAACAGGAAGUCCAGAUUGUUAGCACCAAGGAUGGAAGCUUCUCCUAUGCAUUAUAUACACGGCGGGUGCGAAGCCGGGAAAUCUAUGUGGAGAGGGUCCAGGGCAACUCAGUCUUUUUGCACAUCUCAAAACUUAAGAUGGCGGAUGCUGGCGAAUAUGAGUGUCACACACCUAACACUGAUGGAAAAUACUUUGGAAGUUACAGUGCAAAGACAAAUCUAACCGAUUUCAUGUUGAUCCCUGGACCCUCCUACACAGAGAGGUUUAUAGCAGGUGAAGUGCGGCUUGACAAGCUUGGGGUCACCACCUUCAGACUGUCCAUAGGGAGACUGAAGCCCUCAGAUCAAGGCCAGCUGUUCUGUGAGGCAAUUGAAUGGAUUCAGGAUCCAGAUGAAACCUGGACUUUUAUCACUAAAAAGCAAACAGAUCAAACAACCCUGAAGGUCCAGCCUGAAGUGAGAGAUUUUCAAGUCACCAUGACAGCUGAGAGCACAUUUGCUGAAGGAAAACCCUUAGAACUGGUGUGCCUGGUGGUGGGAAGUGGCCGGGACCCCCAGCUUCAGGGCACUUGGUUCUUUAAUGAUAUUGAAAUUGCCAGCAUUGAUGCUGGUGGGGUACUGGGCCUGAAGAAGGACUACAAAGAAAGAAUGAGCCAAGGACAGCUGCAGGUUUCAAAGUUAAGCGCCAAGGCUUUCUCUCUCAAGAUCUUCUCUGUGGGCCCAGAGGAUGAAGGCACUUACAAAUGUGUAGUGGCGGAGGUGGAAAGAGCUCAGAUGGGCUCUUGGCAGGUGCUACAGAGGAAGCAGUCACCAGACAGCCAUGUGCAACUGAGGAAACCUGCAGCCAGAAGUGUGGGCCUGUCCACCAAGAACAAGCAGCAGGCAGUAUGGGAAGGAGAAGCGCUAACCCUCCUCUGCAAGGCUGGCGGAGAUGAAAGUCCUCUGUCAGUGAGCUGGUGGCACUUCCCACUGGACCAGACACAGCCAGAGUUCGUGGCUGGCAUGGGGCGGGAUGGCACCAUGCAGUUGAGUCCCUCCUAUGGGGGAACCAGUAACUAUGGCAACAUAAGGUUGGAGAAGGUGGACUGGGCUACCUUCCAGCUGGAUAUCACCUCCACUGCCAUCACUGACAGUGGGACUUAUGAGUGCAGAGUGUCUGAGAAGACUCAGAACCAGGCCAGAGAUCUGAGCUGGACUCAGAAGAUUUUGGUCACUGUAAAACCUUUAGAAUCAAGUUUACAAGUUAGUCUGAUGAGCCGUCAGCCACAAGUGAAAUUAACUGACACCUUUGACCUGUCCUGCAUAGUGAGUGCCGACUACUCUGAUCUCAAGGUACCACUCACGGUGACAUGGCAGUUCCAGCCAGCCAGGUCUCAAGUCUUUUAUCAGCUUAUUCAAAUCACCCAUAAUGGUACCAUUGAAUGGGGGAAUUUCCUCUCCCAGUUCCAAAAGAAGACAAAGGUUUCACAGUCUCCGUUUCGUUCUCAACUCCUCAUCCAUGAUGCCACAGAGGAAGAGUCAGGAGUCUACCAGUGUAAAGUGGAAGUUUAUGACAGAAAUUCUCUACAAACAAACAGCCCUGUGAAGGCUACUAUUGUCUCUCACCCACUGAGGAUAGCCAUUACUUUACCAAAGAGCAAGCUAAACGUGAAUUCAAGCAGUCAAAUCCAAGAGAUCUCCAUCAACUCCAACACUGAGAUAGAAUGCAGCAUCUUGUCCCGGUCCACAGGAAACCUUCAGUUAGUGAUUAUUUGGUACUUUUCCCCCAUUACUACUAGUGCAACCUGGCUGAAGAUCCUGGAAAUGGACCAAACCAAUGUCAUAAAAUAUGGGGAUGAAUUUCACACCCCAAAGAGAAAACAAAAAUUUCACACUGAGAAAGUUUCCCAGGACUUGUUUCAGCUGCACAUUCUGAAUGUGGAUGCUGGAGAUCAGGGCAGAUACCACUGCACUGUGGAGGAAUGGCUCUUGUUGACUAACGGCACUUGGCACAAGCUUGGAGGAAAGAAGUCAGGACCAACGGAACUGAAACUCAACCCCACAGGAAAUAAGGUGUGUGUCUCCAAAGUGGCCUGGACGGGAAAUGCUACUGAGCAUGGGGAGGUGGCCAUCCACUGCAGCCUGGAGAGUUCAGGCAGCUCAACCUCCCUGUUCUCAGUCAUGUGGUACUGGAACAGUUCUGAGAGUUCUGAGAGUAAAAUGCUGGUGCACCUGCAGCAUGAUGGCUUGCUGGAGUACGGUGAAGAGGGGCUGAGAAAGCACCUGCACUGUUACCGGUCAUCCCCUACAGACUUCGUCCUGAAACUCCAUCGGGUAGAGAUGAAAGAUGCUGGAAAGUACUGGUGCACGGUGGCAGAAUGGCAGCUACUUGAAAACCCAAGCAAGUGGGUCAUGCAAGCAACAGAUAAAUCAGAGGAGCUGGUGCUCAAGGUGCUGCCUUCAGAGCCCACAUUUCCUUCCAGGAUCUGCUCAUCAGCACCUUUACUCUACUUCCUGUUCAUCUGCCCCUUUGUUAUGUUCACUCUUCUGCUUAUUUCCUUCCUGUGCUUAUACUGGAAGACCAGGAAGUUAUCAAUACUGAGUUUAAAUGCACUUAACAAAAAGGCUCUCUGGGUGGACUUGAAAGGGGCCGCAGAGAGAAAAGAAGAGGAAGAGGAAGAGGAAGUCAAUUAA
This is a messenger RNA of Orycteropus afer afer, 2874 nucleotides long. Lineage: Eukaryota; Metazoa; Chordata; Mammalia; Tubulidentata; Orycteropodidae. The record is from RefSeq and is a predicted model, not a curated record.